CUUUUACAUGCCCCCCUACGCGCAGCUACGCUCAGCUGUGCGAGGUGAAAUUUGCCACGAAUGAAAACACGGCAAAAAGAUGCUUCUUAACAGGAUCUUGCUUUUGCUUUCAUUGUGCUUUAAACUCUGUUUCUUCAAAGCUGCACGAGAGAAGUUCAAUGUUUUGUAUAUUAUGGCGGAUGACCUGCGACCGUCACUUGGCUGCUACUCCGAUCCACUUGUGAAGUCCCCAAAUAUCGACCAGCUUGCGGCAAGAAGUAACGUUUUUCUCAACGCUUAUUCUCAGCAAGCCUUAUGUGGACCCAGUCGGACAUCAUUAUUGACUAGCCGAAGGCCAGACACCACAAAACUGUUUGACAAUUCGGCUUCCUAUUGGAGAGAUAAUGCAGGGAACUACACGACUCUUCCUCAGUACUUCAAAAAGCACGGAUAUACUACUUUGUCUGUGGGGAAGAUAUUUCACCCAGGCAUAGUUUCCAACCACACGGAUGACUACCCUUUCAGCUGGUCCAUACCGCCAUACCAUCCUCCCUCAUUACACUAUGAGAGGAAGAAGGUUUGCAAGGGUCCUGAUGGCAAACUUCAUGAAAACCUUCUGUGUGCCAUCAACGUGACUGAGAUGCCAACUCGUACCCUCCCAGACAUCGAGAACACUGAGGAGGCUGUGCGCUUGCUGAAGUCCAUGAAAACGUCCAAAAGUCAUUUUUUCUUGGCAGUUGGAUUCUAUAAGCCACACAUACCCUUCAGAAUUCCUCAGGAAUUUUUAGAGUUGUAUCCCCUUGAUAAAAUAACGUUACCGUCUGACUUGGAUGUACCACAACGCCUUCCACCUGUGGCCUACAAUCCUUGGACUGAUCUUCGUGAAAGAGAAGACGUCCAAGCACUGAACAUCAGCUUUCCUUAUGGACCCAUUCCAAAAGAUUUCCAGCUUCAGAUCCGGCAGCACUACUUCGCUUCUGUGAGCUACGUUGAUGCCCAGGUGGGCAAGCUGUUAAACACUUUGGAUGAUCUUGGCUUUGGAGAAAACACCAUUGUUGUCUUUACAUCCGACCAUGGAUGGUCCCUCGGUGAGCAUGGCGAAUGGGCCAAGUACAGCACAUUUGAUGUUGCCACCCGGGUCCCACUAAUGUUUUAUGUGCCGGGAUUAACGUCAGCUGGCCAAGGAUACGGUGAAAAGGCUUUCCCUUUUUUGGAUGUAUUUCAGGAUCCAAAUAAGAAGUUUACACCAGGGCGUGUUGUGAGGUCCGUUGUGGAGUUGGUGGAUAUCUUUCCCACCAUCUCCUACCUGGCCGGGCUCCGUACUCCUGAGUCUUGCCCUCACCCAGCCAACCAUAUUCAUCUCUGUACAGAGGGGGAAAACAGAGCUUACACUUUCUACAGACCUGAGCAUUACAUCAGUGAGGAGGAGAUGGCUUUUAGCCAGUGCCCACGUCCGGGGGACACCCCUCAGUUCAACUCUGAUCAACCGCAUUUUAAAGACGUCCGGGUACUGGGCUACUCGAUCCGCUCCAGCCAGUACCGUUACACGUUGUGGGUGGGGUUCCAGCCCGAUCGCUUUUAUGCAAACAUGUCAGACGUACACGCUGGUGAAUUGUACCUGUUGGACGAAGACCCAGAUCAGGACCACAAUUUAUAUGGACUGAAGGGAUAUGAGAUGUUUUCACAUGGCCACAUGGGGAAACAAAGCAGUGUCACCAGGUUACAAUGGACCGACGUCCUUCGACUACAUAUGACCUGCUUAGAUCAACAUGGCCUUCGAAAGGCUGACUUGCAUGCUUGCUUAAAGAAAUAUUCCCAUGUUGGGUAGGGCAUGGCCUCAGAAUGGCUGACUUGCGCGCUUGUUUAAAGAUGUAUUCCCAUAUUGGGUAGGGCAUUGUUUAAGACUGUUUUGUAAAUGUAUGGUAAUACAUUUACACUUGAUGAGCAAUCAUUCAUUAGAUCA
Molecule: messenger RNA, 1942 nt
Organism: Engraulis encrasicolus (European anchovy)
Lineage: Eukaryota; Metazoa; Chordata; Actinopteri; Clupeiformes; Engraulidae
Gene: ids
Product: iduronate 2-sulfatase
Exons: 9
Coding region: 80-1807 (575 amino acids)
Cellular component (GO): cytoplasm
Molecular function (GO): iduronate-2-sulfatase activity
Source: RefSeq, a predicted model, not a curated record